UUUGCUGCAAUGCUGAAAUGGCGGGAAAGGGGAAUUUCUUAUUAAUUUAAACAAUUAAAACCAAAUCAAUUAUGACUUUAAUGCAUUUUUUUUUGUAAUUAUUCUUGAUGACAAGCCAACGAAUUGUGCCGUUUCGAUAACAUCACGCUUAUGACGUCACGCGCCACGAAGCUCGGACAACAACAAAAGCACUUCGAACCGGCAAGAACUGCUAAAGGCGAAAUAUUUUGGCAUUAUUAUUAAAAAUUCAGUAUUUUGGCAUUGGCACGGGCCAAAAUACACGCAAUUAACACUCGCACGCACGGUACGAGAGCGAGUGAGAUAGCAAGUACUUACUCAUGUGCUGAGCAGCAACAACAACAAGAAAAUAAGAAAAUUCAGAGAGAGUUCUGAGAUCUCAUAUUCGGCUACUCGAUGUGGAUGUGAUUGUUAUAUUUUGUUAUUAGUUCAGCGACGCCACUCGUCAUCAGCCGUCAACCCGUAAACGAUGUCCGAAGAUGCCAAGAGUCCAGGACCACGUACACGGAACAUCAUCGAGAACCAGCUGUUCCGCCGGCAGCGCAGCUUGAAACUAGAGGCUCUUCAACGCCAGCGGACCUUGGAUUCUGGCGAAGGUGUAGAUGGUUUGGGUCCAGAUCAGGAACCCUUCGACAAGACCCACAUCGUCAUCAUCUUCACGGAGAAGGCCAAGCUUAGGCACUGCCAGGAUGUGGAGAAGAUCAUCCAGGAGUUCGGCAUACAGACCACGUUGGAGAUCGUAGGAAAAACCGAAAAGUACCUAUACUUGUCGGCCAGCGUUGAUACCUUGCUCCGUUUAGCAGAUGCUGCCGAGCUGGAGAAGAUGACCACGACGAACAGCAUGCAGAAGUUCAACAACGGCUGCAUCUCGGACUUCCUUUUGCCCGGAAUGGGCAAGGAACAGAUCCUGCGCUACUGCGAGAUACCUGUCCUCAUCAAGGACGUGAUUCAGGACGGCAUUAAGUCGUAUGUGCAAAAGGGCUACAUUGAGGAUAUGUUUCCCCUACAUGAUAUCCUAUAUCUGGAACGUUUUAACUGGAACCUAAAGCGCACCAGGCUGCCCAUCGAGGACAUCCGAAACUACUUUGGUUCAAGCAUAGGUCUUUAUUUCGGUUUUAUCGAGUUCUACACGAAAGCUUUGAUCUUCCCCUCUGUUUUUGGUAUAAUUCAAUAUGUAUUCGAUCUGAACAUCUCGCUAGUGUGCAGCUUUUAUGUUGUAUGGACCACGAUUUUCUUGGAGCUGUGGAAGCGGAAGUGCGCUGGCUAUUCGUACCGAUGGGGUACCAUCGAAAUGAGCAGCCUGGAUAAACCGCGUUCAGCCUAUACGGGCAAAAUGAAACCAGAUCCCAUUACUGGAAAAAUGACACUCCAUUACCCGAUGCGCUACACGUACCUGCAGAUGUACUGCAUAUCGUAUCCGGUGGUACUGGGUUGUGUGGUGGCCGCUGGAUGGUUUGCCCUCUAUCAGUUCCAGAUCGAGGCCGAGGUGCUCGCGGAUUUUGGACCAGACUCAUGGCUGCUGUACGUGCCGGUCAUUGUACAGUCGGUGCUGAUUGCAAUCUUUUCGUGGGCGUACGAGAAACUGGCCACAUUCCUUACCAAUUUGGAAAACCAUCGAACACGAUCGCAAUACGAUCGUCAUCGAGUCAACAAACUAAUGCUCUUUGAGAUCGUCAAUAACUUCUUCUCACAGUUCUAUAUUGCCUUCGUGCUGCAGGAUCUGCGCCAGCUAAAGUAUCAGCUGAUGAUGCAGCUGUUGGUCUUCCAGUUGCUGUGCAUCGCCCAAGAGAUUGGAAUACCGCUGAUGGCGGUGCUGCGUCAAAAGUACGUCGAGUUUCGACAUCGCGAGGUAGCCGAGGAGAAGCUGCGAUCCAUUAGCGAUCUGCCACGCUAUGAGCAAUCGUUUUAUGAGUCCGGGCUAGAUGAAUACCAUUCCACUUACGAGGACUACCUGCAAGUGUGUAUUCAGUUUGGAUUCGUGGUACUCUUUGCCGCUGUUGCCCCUUUUGCCGCGAUUGGAGCUUUGUUGAACAACGUCUUUGCCGUGCAUAUAGAUAUGUGGAAGUUGUGCAACAUCUUUAAGAGACCGUUUGCGAGGCGCGCCAAAAAUAUUGGUGCUUGGCAGCUGGCAUUUGAGCUGCUCUCGGUUAUGUCACUACUUAGCAAUUGCGGGUUGCUGUUUCUCCAGCCAAAUGUCAAGGACUUCUUUUCCCACUGGCUGCCAUCGGUUCCGGAUCUCUCGUUCGUGAUAUUUGAGCACCUGCUGCUGGGCUUGAAGUUUCUCAUCCACAAGGUUAUCCACGAGAGGCCGCGUUGGGUGCGCAUCGGUCUGCUUAAGGCCGAUUACGAAACAAGCCAGGCUCUAAAGCAACUCAAAAAAUUCAAGGCGGAGGCAAACAAGAUGGCCUGAUGGGCCAAUGAAUGACCGGAUCUCCCACUCCUUUUGGUGCUAAUCAAAUCAGUCCAUUUUAAAGCUUAUUAUUUAUAAAAAUACGACUAAGCGCUUUUAAUGUGAAUGCUCGAGACCAUCGGAAGAAAGGUGCCUUAAACCUAAAACACAUAUAAAUAUGUCCGCAAAAUA
This is a messenger RNA of Drosophila eugracilis, 2599 nucleotides long. RefSeq names its product anoctamin-10 (gene Axs). The transcript is spliced from 8 exons. The record is from RefSeq and is a predicted model, not a curated record. The coding region runs from base 488 to 2428 and encodes 646 amino acids. Gene Ontology annotation, cellular component: plasma membrane. Lineage: Eukaryota; Metazoa; Arthropoda; Insecta; Diptera; Drosophilidae. Gene Ontology annotation, biological process: chloride transmembrane transport. Gene Ontology annotation, molecular function: chloride channel activity.